Messenger RNA from Nicotiana attenuata, 1609 nucleotides. RefSeq names its product N-(5'-phosphoribosyl)anthranilate isomerase 1, chloroplastic-like. The transcript has 6 exons. NCBI's taxonomy places the organism in Eukaryota, Viridiplantae, Streptophyta, Magnoliopsida, Solanales, Solanaceae. Gene Ontology annotation, molecular function: phosphoribosylanthranilate isomerase activity. The record is from RefSeq and is a predicted model, not a curated record. Gene Ontology annotation, biological process: L-tryptophan biosynthetic process. Bases 538 to 1365 code for a protein of 275 amino acids.
GUUUUAAACAAUAACUUAAAAUUAAACACAUUGGCUAACUGGCUACUUCCCGCAACAGUAACCCAAGCCCAACCCCCAACGGUCAUCUUCUGCCGAAACCCUACCGGCGCCGACGACGACAACUAGCUAAUAUUUCCGACCACCCCUCACCUCUCUCUCUCUCCUCUCUUAUACUACUCCCGCCGAUCCUCUCCCUUCUUUCUUUCUUCCUCAUUCGUUCUCCCCUCCUCUUCACCCACAACCUACAUAGUAGUUGUCUUCUCCGGCGACUACUAUCCCGCCUGUGACCUAUAUUCGUUAAAUAAUUGGACUCCUAUUUAUUUUUUCCCGUCCAAAGGAUUUUUCACUUCGACGGAAGAGAAAGGAAUUUUUACAACUUUCUCUCUGAUUUUUCCAAUUUCUUACCCCUGCAAAUUGUAAUUCACAUAUCUCCCAUUUUCUUGCUUCAGCUGCCACACCACAGCAGGACUAUUUUACGGCAUCUCUCCUUCUCUCGCGCAUAGCACUACAGAGGUAGAACGGAAUUAGGAAGAAAAGAUGCUCUCAGUGUUCAACGUCGGAACUCAGCUUCAACCAAGAGUAAUAGGCAUUCGCAGAAGCCAAGGUCUAUUGGGUGUAGAAGUAUAUUCUGCAAAUAGGACACGAUUGAGGACUUCUGCUAGGAACCGAUUUAUGUGCACCUUGAAUCAGUCAGCAGGGAUCUCAGCUCAAACAGAGCAUAUAGAAAGUAGGACUUUAGUCAAAAUGUGUGGAAUUACAUCAGCUAGAGAUGCUGCUCUUGCAGCAGAAGCUGGAGCCAAUUUUAUUGGUAUGAUCAUAUGGCCUAACUCAAAACGUUCUAUUUCACUUUCUACUGCAAAGGAGAUUUCCAAGGUUGCGCGGGAAUAUGGAGCUGAGCCAGUGGGGGUGUUUGUAGACGAUAAUGCUGACACAAUACUAAAUGCCUCUGAUGCAGCAGACCUUGAAUUUGUGCAGCUUCAUGGAAAUGCUUCUCGAGAUGCUUUUCCAGUUUUGGUCAGGGAAAAACAUGUAAUAUACGUACUUCAUGCAAAUAAAGAGGGAGGCCUUUUGAACUAUAUUUCUGAUGAGGAGUCUUCUCUGGUUGAUUGGGUUCUAGUGGAUAGUGCAAAAGGUGGCAGUGGCAAAGGAUUCAACUGGGCUCAGUUUAAGCUGCCGCGAAUUAGAAGCAAACAUGGGUGGCUCUUGGCAGGAGGAAUUAACCCGGAGAAUGUUUGUGAAGCUCUUUCUGCACUUAAACCCAAUGGAGUGGAUGUGAGUAGUGGCAUAUGUGGACGGGACGGCAUCCAAAAGGAUGAGUCACGGAUACUAUCGUUCAUGAAUGCAGUGAAAUCUGUACGGCUGUAGGUAAUAUUGAGGCAAAUUCCCGAGUGCAGAUUCUUAAAUCAACUGCAAUGUUCCUCUUGUAAUUUAUUGCAUAGGCCAAGACUAAUAUCUCAGGUGUUACUAGAAAACCAUCAAUUUCUUUGUAGGAGAAGAAACUUCCCUUGUGUAGUUCAAUUGAUGGGGCUAUAAGCAUGACUUGAUGGAUUGACGACAAGUAAUAAAGUAAAAUUCUAUUGCACUUUGUUGGAUUGAAAAUGACUUUCAA